UUAGGGUGCACACCGGAAGUGAGCGCGGGUUGUCUCUGAACAGCUCUGGACAGACAUAGCGUGUUUGCUAGCUAGUUGCAACACAGGCUCAACAAUGUUUUUCUUAACACGGCAAACGAAACACCGCUCGUGGAUAUGCUGUUUUUUUCUGGCGGUAUAUUUAACUUCGCCGCCGGUCUCGGCAAAACGUGACAGCCUCAGAGAAGUGACGGACGGGGCGUGGGAGGAGAUCCUGACCGGAGAAUGGAUGAUUGAAUUCUACGCACCCUGGUGUCCAGCAUGUCAGCAGCUCCAGGUGGUGUGGAAGGAGUUCGCGGACUGGGGGGAGGACAUGGGGGUCAACAUCGCCAAGGUGGACGUGACUGAACAACCCGGUCUGAGCGGGCGAUUCAUCAUUACUUCACUUCCUACCAUUUACCACUGUAAAGAUGGCGUCUUCAGGAAGUACCAGGGAGCUCGCACUAAAGACGACUUCCUCGGCUUUGUCGAUGAGCAGAAAUGGAAAGCGGUCGAGCCGAUUUCAUCUUGGUUUGGGCCAUCUUCGGUUCUAAUGAAUUCAAUGUCUGCUCUGUUCAAGCUCUCCAUGUUUAUCCGGCGUUGUCAUAACUACAUGACGGAGCAGCUGGGGAUUCCUGUUUGGGGGUCUUACGUUAUCUUUGGCUUGGCCACUCUGUUCUCUGGCCUGGCUCUGGGACUGUUACUGGUGUUCAUAGCAGAUUUUGCCUUCCCCUCACGACGCUUUUCCUCUUCAGAUUACUACCAGAAAAAACAGACAAUGGAGCAGGCGAGGUUAAUCCAACGACAAGAGGACGAGCAGGAGGCUGACGGCGAGGCUGACGGCGAGGAAGACGACGAUGAAGACGACGACGAGGAGGACGACGAGGUCUGGAGGCGGAGGAGGAGAGGGUCCCCAGAGGGCCGCCCAGAACCUAAGGGACAGGGUUUCGACGAAGCUCUGAGGAAGAGGGUGGUGGGCAACCGUGAGCAGCAGCAGCAGCAGGAGGAGGAUGAGGAGGAUGAGGAGGACACCUAGAGAGUCACAUGGUUCCUACUCCUUUGAGAAGAGCAUCAUGGAGUCAGCAGAGUGGGAGGAGCUUUGGUCCCGAGCAGCAGCAGCAGUGUUUACAGCAGGGAGCCUUUAAACCCCCUCCUCCUCACCUCCCCUUCUCCUCCUCUGGGCCCCCAGAAACAGCUCGCUUCUUUUCUUCUUCCUCCCUUGUUUUUUAACAGGAGCGCUUUAGACUCUCUCUCCGUCUGAGCAGCAGAGCUCCACCUGGAAAAAGCAAAACAAGUAAAACACUCCUGACACCUGUUUCCACUUGUGGUGACAAAUCGCCCGGCUGAGGUUUAGGUAUGAAGUGCAGUAGAGCUGGAUUUUGCAAUGUUGUUUAUGCUAUGCAUCAUUUUUUUAAGAUAUGUGUUUAUUAUAUGUUAAUCUCAGAAUUAUUAUACCAAGCUUGUGUUUAAGUUUUUUUUGUUAAAUGUUAUUACUUCACAGCUCAUGUAUACAUGUUAUUUUAUGUUUGUUGUAUAUUUUACAAACCCUUACAGUUCAACCCAACGUACCAGUGUCCUCCCACCGUUCCUCAUUUCAGUGUGUAAUCGAGGAAGGCGUGAAAAAGAAAACGUCUCCAAGUGUUUGUUUUGUGACACCCGUGGUUAACAGCAAGCCCACAAACUGUUGCAUUACUACCUGAUAUACUUAAGACUGAUCCGGUAGUGAAACAUGAAAAACAAAAUGCAUUUUUCUUCAACAAUAGCUGUCAGACGAACACAUUGCAUCUCAGCACCUGUGACUCCUCCACAAUAAAGCCACCCUGACUUUCUCCACUUGAAUGCUUUCAAUGUGAAGUCACGGCAGUAGGACAGCAACUGAAUACAGCUCAGAUGUAGGAGAAUAAGCAGCGAGGCUGAUAUCAAUGAAGGCAAUUUAAAUCCAGUGCGGUAAUGGCGGACUCCGCCACAAAUAAUAAAAAAAACUACUACAUAGAAAGAUCUUAUCUAAAUACAUUGAAUGGUAAAUGCAGAAAAAUUGCUGACAAUAAAAGAUUAACAACUGGAGUUUAAUUUCAUGAGAAUCUUGAGAACUAUACCUUUAAAUUCCCGCCCAGUGGUUUUCCGUCAGUCUGUGGAGUGUGCAUCCAGGCGGUACAGGUUCGCUGUGGGGCAGGAACCUGUACUCAGCAAUCGCCGAGUACAGGUAAAUGUUGACUUUAACUGAGCAGCACGCUUGUCCGUUUGUAGAAACGCUAAGUAGAUGCUGAUGUUUAAAAAGGAAGCAUAUUCACUCCAAAUAAAAGGCCUGGUGAAUACUCUGUAGAUACUGUAAGUCCCCGUCAUGUAUCAUGCAGCCAAUGGGAUGUUUUAUUUUACUUUGUGUUACUAAUGUCUACUUGUGAUUCUCUAAUUAUUAGGGGGCGUUUACUUAAAUAACCCAGAUGUGUUGUCGACUUGACAGCGGGUCUGCAGAACAGUAUUUGCAUGCUGUAAUAUAAUUAAAGAGAGGGAACAGUUUAGGGACGCCCUUAACCAGUACGAAUACUAGAAAGAAGCUCCGCCCGACAAAUGGAGGCGUAACUCGGCCUUCUGUUGUGGACUUUGUUUUUAGGCUCAAAAGGUCAAAAUCAACCUGAACUUUUGAGGUUAAUUAACCUAAAUGACAUAUUUUGUGUCAAUAGGUUUCUCAUUGAGAUCUGGAGCAAAUGAUCACUCUUAUGCGUAUUCUUCAAAUAUUCAUGUCACUCUCCGCUCAGCCUGUAUCCUUUUCAGUCUUGUAAAGCAAAAAGGGGAAAAGUGUGUGUGUGUGUGACCAGUGUUUUUAAUACACAUUUCACUCCGUUUUGAUCAGGCUUAUGACUGGUAUAGACUUUGAUUCAUUUUUUUUGUUGGUGUUUAUUCCAAAAAUAAAGCUGAUUAGUCAUUUUGGUGACGGUUCAAACAGGUUGUAAUCUUUGCCCCCUCACUGUUAACGGCUUGUAGCAUUCACUCUUUACUCUGAGCUCCUUUUAUUGUUUGAACAUUUCUUUUGAAUAAACGGUUAACUCUGAAAAAAA
Messenger RNA from Anarrhichthys ocellatus (wolf-eel), 3053 nucleotides. RefSeq names its product thioredoxin-related transmembrane protein 1 (gene tmx1). Lineage: Eukaryota; Metazoa; Chordata; Actinopteri; Perciformes; Anarhichadidae. Bases 95 to 1033 code for a protein of 312 amino acids. Gene Ontology annotation, molecular function: disulfide oxidoreductase activity. The record is from RefSeq and is a predicted model, not a curated record. The transcript is spliced from 8 exons. Gene Ontology annotation, cellular component: endomembrane system.